CAACGCAUAAGUGUCAAAGAUAUAAGUUGGAUAGCCCUAAGAGGCAAGUAAGCUGUGAGUGUGUGAUGUUUUCUGUAGUUUUUACCUAAGCUUAGCCCACUGUAAAAGUUAUAGGCAUGAGCUCUUGUCCAGGCUGAGGCAAACUUUUCUUUGUUACUGUCCCAGUAAACAAAGAGAGGGGGAUUGUUUUAUCGGACAGUGGCUCCUGGUGUGGACAUGAGGUGGGGGGUAGGAAAAAAAGGAUAAAAGUGGAACAUGUUCUGAGUGAAUAUGGAGUGGAGGAUCACACAGAACUUUUGGAAGAGCUACAGAAGAAAAUUGAAUGUGAGGAGAGUGAGGAUGAAUUAACUGCGGUGGAAGGUGCGGUGAAGACCGUCGAAUUUGAGCCUUGUCCUGAUAAUGGCAAAGAUGAUUCUGGCCCAGUGGGAGUAAGAUUUUUGGAGAGCAUGGAUCCAUGCCUUCAGGGAGAUCCAUAUGUGGUGUAAGGUUGGGUGGAGAAGAAGUUGGGGGAUGUUCGGUCGGUGAAAGUGACUCGAAGUGGAAUUGUGUACAUUUUUUGUGUUUCUGCCAUCCAGAGGGAGUGUGUGCUCCACACCACGUGACUGGGGACAAGAACUGUGACUUGCUUUCCUCUCCGGAGCAGGGCAGAAGUGAUAACUGGAGUGCCGUUACGUGUUGUGGAGGAUCAACUCAAGUUGAAGAUGCCCAGUGUCUGACAGCCACCGCUAGGUGCAACGCAGACCCAGUGGAGAGCGUGGUGAAACAGAUAAGACACUGUCUGUACUACUGAGUUAUGAUGCAGUCUUUACCAGAUGAAGUCAAGUUAGAAUGUGUCAGUUAACCCAUGAGAGCUUUUGUCCCGAAUCCGUUACGGUGUUUUAGGUGUCAAGCUUAUGGUCAUGUGGCAGCAGUGGGAGGAGGGAGAUUCCUAGAUGUGAGUGCAGGAGGAUAGGAGACAAAGGAGUGUGUAGUAUUGGUGGAAAAUGUUGUGUUUGUAAACUAGGGGUACCCAUGGUACUGGAGAUCAGAGGUGUCCAGUGAGAGAAAACCCUGUGAGUAGGUCAAGGCUAAUAGAGAGUGAUAGGAAUAACAUGUGCUUCAUUAAGGUUGUUUUUUUGGUGUUCAUGGCCAUGGUUGUCAAUUGUACAGCAGGAAUGGAACGUUAAUCACAGAGGAUAGAUGUUGUGGUGGCAGCUGCAGAGAAGUACUUGGGCAUAUGAGAUUUUACUGCAAAAUAGUUACCAGACGUUUUGAACUAUAGUGUCCCGUCCUCCCAGGCUGCAGGCCUGGAGUAGGAUCAGAUAGGGCCAAAGUAGUGGAAUAGUGGUGAGGUUGUAAUGGGUGCAGGGGUAGUUGGUAGGGCAAUUUUUUCACAAAGUGUAAUGAAUUCAUAUUUAACAAGGCAAGUCAGUUAAGAACAAAUUCGUAUUUACAAUGACGGCCUACCAAAAGGUAAAAAACCUCCUGCGGGAAUGGGGGCUGGGAUUAAAAAUGUAAAUAUUGGACAAAACACACAUCACGAUAAGAGUUACUCCACAAAACUACAUAAAGAGAAACCUAAGACAACAACAUAGCAUGGCAGCAACACAUGACAAUACAGCAUGGUAGCAACACAACAUGGCAGCAGCACAAGAUAGUAGCAGCACAAAACAUGGUACAAAUAUUAUUGAGCACAGACAACAGCACAAAGCAAGAAGUUAGAAAUAACAAUACAUCACACGAAGCAGCCACAACUGUCAGUAAGAGUGUCCAUGAUUAAGUCUUUGAAUGAAGAGAUGGAGAUAAAACUGUCCAGUUUAAGUGUUUUUUGCAGCUCGUUCCAGUCGCUAGCUGCAGCGAACUGAAAAGAGAAUCGACCCAGGGAUGUGUGUACUUUGGGGACCUUUAACAGAAUGUGACUGGCAGAACAGGUGUUGUAUGUGGAGGAUGAGGGCUGCAGUAGGUAUCUCAGAUAGGGGGGAGUGAGGCAUAAGAUUUUUUAAAUAAAUAAGCAUCAACCAGUGGGUCUUGUGACAGGUAUACAGAGAUGACCAGUUUACAGAGGAGUAUAGAGUGCAGUGAUGUGUCCUAUAAGGAGCAUUGGUGGCAAAUCUGAAGGCCGAAUGGUAAAGAACAUCUAGCCGCUCGAGAGCACUUUUACUUGCCGAUCUAUAUAUUACGUCUCCGUAAUCUAACAUAGGUAGGAUGGUCAUCUGAAUCAGGGUUAGUUUGGCAGCUGGGGUGAAAGAGGAGUGAUUACGUUAGAGGAAACCAAGUCUAGAUUUAACCUUAGCCUGCAGCUUUGAUAUGUGCUGAGAGAAGAAAAGUGUACCCUCUAGCCAUACUCCCAAAUACUUGCAUGAGGUGACGACCUCAAGCUCUGAACCUUCAGAGGUAGUAAUCACACCGGUGGGGAGAGGGACAUUCUUCUUACCAAACCACAUGACCUUUGUCUUGGAGGUGUUCAGAACAAGGUUAAGGGCAGAAAAAGCUUGUUGGACACUAAGAAAGCUUUGUUGUAGCGUUUAGCACAAAACCCGGAGAAGGGCCAGCUGAGUAUAAGACUGUAUCAUAUGAAUAUAAAUGUAUAAGAGAGCGUCCUACUGCCUGAGCUGUUGUUUAUGUAAAUUGAGAAGAGCGUGGGGACUAGGAUCGAGCCUUGAGGUACUUCCUUGGUGACAGGCAGAGGCUGAGACAGCAGAUGUUCUGACUAUACACUGCACUCUUUCAGAGAGGUAAUUAGCAAACCAGCCCAGACACCUCAGAGAAACCAAUACUCCUUAGCCGGCCCACAAGAAUGGAAUGGCCUACCGUAUCAAAAGCUUUGGCCAAGUCAAUAAAAAUAGCAGCACCCGAUUGCAUACCAGAGAAUACUAGACAUCAAGAAAGCCAGUCAGUUGAUUAUUGAGAAGUUUUUCCAACACUUUUGAUAAUUAGGGCAAAAUAAAAAAUAAUAAUAAUAAAAGGGUGAUUGCAGCAGAAAUACUUUUGAGGAGAUGAGAAACCCCAUUGGAAUCGUAUUUACGCCCGUCGUGUGUAAAUUUGCACAUACGUUGUCAAUUGGCCGCGCGGUGCAUUCUGGGUGAUUCCGGGACAGGGAGAUCGCUCCAUCAAGGAGUAAAUGGGAGUUAUUUGGGCGUUAGCUCAAAAAAAAAAACAUUAGCAUGACUUACGUGAACUUAGAGGUACAACGUUACAAAUCUUUUCCGAUAUAUGUGAUUAUGAACUUGUUCUCUGCAAUAUCGUAUAGCUUUCAAAUCGUGACAUUGCGUUCUUUCGAAGAAAAUGAGCACGUUUCUCGACUCAUACCCUGGCUUUUAGAAGGGAUUAGUUUAGCAACCGCGUGACACAGCAUGAUAACGUGAACGCGAUUGGUCAACAGUCUGCUGGGCGGAGCGUUAUGUUUCUCAAUUCAUUUCCCGCAGGGAUUCUUAUCUCUUCCUUUAAUUAAGAAAUAUAUAUGCAAUUCAAGAGUCUUUUUAUAUGUUAACAUUGCCAAAGCAAGUGAAAUUGAUAAACAAAAGUGAAAUAAACAAAGUGAACAGUAAAUAUUACACUGACACAAGUUCCAAAAGAAAAGACAUUUCAUAUGUCAUAUUAUGUCUAUAUACAGUGUUGUAAUAUCUCUGAUUGCUGAGUUGUAACAAUAUCUAUUGGUUGCAGUUAGAGAGCAGUGACGUGAGCGGUACAGCUGAUCGGGCGAUAACUGGGCACUGAGGCAGACGAGCAGUCAGCUCAGCUCGUUCGCCUGGGAUGUUUUUUGUGAUGUUACCAAGACAAAGAUACACAACUACAGAGAAAAGAGGAUGAAAAGAACAUGAUUACCACCGAUGGCCUCUCUAAAUGCGAGGCGACACGGCGCAAGACGGGGAAAAGGCCACUGGGGGAGAUGCUGCACCUUCUGUCCGCUGUCAUUGUCUGGCUUGUGACGGGGACAACUAUAUCCAGUCUUAACAAAUGGAUAUUUGCAGUGUACAACUUCAGGUACCCCUUACUGCUAUCGGCCCUGCACAUGUUGACAGCAAUAGUGGUGGACUUUUGGCUUAUUAAACUUCGAAUGCUCCAGCACAAAGGCGGUGUUGACAAGCAUAAGGACCUUACCAACAGCGCCAAAUGGAAGGUGUUUCUAUUGAGCUUGACAUUUUGUGCCAGCAUUGCGUUUGGCAACGUGGGUCUGAACUAUGUCCAGCUGUCUUUUGCCCAAAUUAUCUACACCACCACGCCAAUCUUCACCCUGGCGAUUUCCACCCUUAUCUUGGGCAAGCAGCAUCACAUCCUCAAAUACACGGCCAUGAUGCCCAUCUGUCUGGGAGCCUCGUUCAGCAUCAUGGGCGAGGUCCAGUAUGACCAGACCGGUUGCUUCUUCGUUUUCGCUGCGACAAUGUUGAGAGGUGUCAAAACCAUCCAGCAAAGUAUCUUGCUCCAGGAGGAGAAGAUCAACUCUGUGUUCCUGCUCUACCUGAUGUCCAUCCCCAGUUUCUGCAUCCUGGCCGUAGCUGCUCUGGCCCUGGAGAACUGGGCCGUGCUAGAGUCUCCAAUACAUUAUGACCACAACUUGUGGCUCUUCAUCCUGCUCAGCUGCCUGGGCUCUGUCAUGUACAACCUGGCCAGCUGCUGCGUCAUAACCCUCACCUCCGCCGUCACCCUGCACAUCCUCGGCAACCUGAGCGUGGUGGGCAACCUGCUGCUCUCCCAGCUGCUGUUUGGCAACGAGAUGUCAGCACUCAGCUGCGUCGGCGUGGCACUCACACUCUCCGGCAUGCUCAUCUACCAGAACUCUGAAUUUAUCUCAGACUACAUGGACGCACGGCGAGACAAAGCCAGGGCGCUCAUUCGUGGGAGGGAGGAGGACAUCGCUGGCCCAUCACAACCCCCCCAAGACCAGCAGGGGAGCAGGGAUGCCGAUGGCAAGCGAGAGGACAAGAGAGACUGAGAGCGGAGGAUAGGAGUUGGACUGUUUACAGCAACCUUGUCCUUCGGGGUUAGUUAAGUCAGGUGGUUCUGUGGAGAGGAUCAGGAGAUGGGCUUCAACCUCAUGAGGUCAUAGUUGAUGAUGACACGAGUGACAGAACUUGUUUGUUGGGUCGUUUUUACCUCUUCACUGUGCCAAUGUAUUUAUUUCUGCCAUGGUCUCAUAGAAGUCAGUCUAGGCCAGCUGACAAGAAAAUCUGAUGCCUUUAUGAACGUGACAGUUGAGUUUUCACUGUUCUAAUACCCAUACGUGCACACAUCCUGGUAUAUGCAUGCAUGAGCACACAAUGUGAUAUAUCUCAUGAGGUGUCGCUCUCACUACUCCACUGUGAAAAUGUUCAACAUGAGUGAGUGCUCAAUGGGAUGUUGGGAGGGAAGGACUAGCUAGGAACACCUCCUAUAGAUGGGCACAAAUAAAAUUAAAAUAAGCAUGGUACUGUUACCUAUCCUUCCCCUGGUCUUGUAUCAGUGUGAAUGAGGUUUCCUGGCAGCUUUUUAUGUGGUGGAUCUUAAUAUGGGGGGGUGUAGCAUUUGUUCUAGUGCUAUAGCUUUUGUCUAGAUGACGUUUACAAUGGCGGAGACAUGCAAGCUAACAGGGUCGGCAUAUCAUUUCUGUUGGCUGUUUGUAGGCAUGGAGGUCAGUGAGCCACACAGUUAAUCUACUGCAUGGUGAAGCGCAGAUCUGAGGCAAGCACUUUGUUCUGCUCAGCGACCUCUUAUUGCAUUUCCUCUUAAUAAAAGGAACCUAUUAUAAUCAGUUUAAUAACCUCCAACCUGAACAGCAGUUCUCACUGCAGAAAAGCUCUAUUAUUAGGCCCAUUCACUCUAAGGAGUCUCACUCAUCUUUAGUACAGUUCUUUUCUUCUGGGAGAGAUCAUAAAAAGGAUUUCAUGAUCCUACUUCCUGCCGCUCCUGGGCCGAACAGAAAUGAAACCUGGCAGAGUAGACAUGUCUCCACUCAGAGGGUGCCUCUAUUUUUAACCUUUUACGUUUAGUCUCCCUUAACCUUUGCUGGACAGUGUUAUUGUAACUCCCAUUACAAUACAUUUUCAUAUUUAUUAAGACAUUUUUGUUCUAUUGUUUAUUUUUCUGCUUUUUGAAUUGGGUAAGGGACAUUGCUGUUUAUAGGUCUUAGAAAGGACAAAGGAUGUUUUAGUUUUGCCAUGUACGUUUAAAAAAAAUAUGUAAUUGAAGUUUGAAAGCACUUACGGUAUCUUGUCUAUAGCAGGGUUUCCCAAAGUUGGUCCUGCCCCCCCCCCCCCCCCUGGGUGUACGGUUGAUCUUUUUUUUGCCUGUACCACUACACAGCUAAUUUAAAUAAUCAAACACUCAGUAGCUGGAGGUCUAAUCAACUGGUCUGCCACUUGGCAAACAGUCAUGUGACUGGAGGUCUUGCAUAACUCAGAUCCAGGUGUAAAAUUGCAUGUAUGGUCAAUGUACAGAAAUGAGCUUAUGAAGAUGUUUCUAAUCUUCCUUUUCCCCAGUCAAAAUAACCUUCCGGUGAGCCGAACAUUGACUUCUUGGUUUAGCUUCUGUUCAGCCUCGGAUAGACACUGGACAACAAAGUUGCUCUCUAAUGGGAAAUGGUUAUAUAUAUUUUGUUACCCACCUGUUCUUUUUUUCCCUAAUAUGUUGCCAUAUGCACAGCAGUAGACAGAAUGAUUUGUUGCCAGCCUCGACCUGAUAAAUGAGAGGUUGGAAUGAAGAUCAGAUUCAUGCCAGUCACCCAUUUGUUUUAACAUUCAGAGUUGUAUCAAGAGGGUCUUGUUAUUGAUGUUAGUUUAAAUACCUCAGUCUUCAACAUGGCUUGUUAAAGACCAUUUGUUUAAUGACUUAUGUAAGUUAGCAGUUGAAGAGAGAUCAAGCAGCUGAAAGCAUGUCUGCCCACAACCACGGUUUGUCAACUGUUUAUAAUCUGUUAAAUUGCCUACUGUUUUUAAAAGCCAAUUUGGUUUAGGACCUUUGGAUUGACAAUGAGGGCUUUUCAAUCACACAGCCCUUAGAAUAUAUAUAUAUAUAUAUAUAUAUAUAUAGACUGUACCAGCUUCACAGAUCGUGGUUUGAUUUGUUCAUACGGAGUUAUCUUUGAGGGUGGGGCAAAGCUCAUAUUGCACUGAGGAGUUUUGGAGAUGCUGCCUUUACAGCAUCGGGCUCAUGUGGAUGUACUGGUUUUGAUGUCUGCAAAAGUUCAAUGUAAAUCAUUUGAUUAUAUUAAUGUAUUUUACAAUCAUGGCUGGCUCAAAUAUAUACUGGUUCAAGAA
Molecule: messenger RNA, 7211 nt
Organism: Oncorhynchus nerka (sockeye salmon)
Lineage: Eukaryota; Metazoa; Chordata; Actinopteri; Salmoniformes; Salmonidae
Product: solute carrier family 35 member E4-like
Exons: 3
Coding region: 3797-4912 (371 amino acids)
Cellular component (GO): Golgi apparatus
Molecular function (GO): antiporter activity
Source: RefSeq, a predicted model, not a curated record